Molecule: messenger RNA, 1231 nt
Organism: Selaginella moellendorffii
Lineage: Eukaryota; Viridiplantae; Streptophyta; Lycopodiopsida; Selaginellales; Selaginellaceae
Exons: 7
Coding region: 434-1024 (196 amino acids)
Source: RefSeq, a predicted model, not a curated record
UACAAUAUUUGCUGUUUCUAAAAGCCCUGUUUCACACCAGGUUCACUUUUUUGACAUCGAUAUACCAGGAAAGAUACAGAAGUAUACUGUUGUUGAUUCGGAUGUUGGACGAAUCGGUGUUGGUAUUUGCUAGAUGGCAAUGACUUACGCAGCACGAGGCGUAUAUAUGAUCUGCUAUCCGGGAGCUUUCAACAUGACUACGGGACCAGUGCAUUGGGAACUCCUCCAGAAAGCCAGGCAAGAGCUCAGUGUGAGGAGCCACUGCCGGGCGCUCCAAGCUCUUGACUCCGGACGGCACGAAACAAGUGAAGCACGGAGACAGGAAAGCUAGGUGGGGAUUUCCUUCCGUUAGUUUGAAGGAAAAGGUGGCAAAGGAAUUCGCAAGGCCUCGAGUUUGGAACAGCGGGCCCCGCUGCAGCAGAAAACGGGAAAGAUGGCGGAGGAGACACCAGGCAGAGGCGCAGAGAUGACAAACAAGGAACAAAACGCCAAGAAUCACAGCAAAACCAGCACCACUAGCAGCACCAGAAGGCCGCCCUGGUGCCUGCACAGCGUCAAGAGCAACCUCCACCACCAGCAUGGAACGCUGUCCGAUGACGAAGUGACAUUGGCAGGACCCACAACCAACGAAGAGGAGACCAGAGGAGUGGCGAUGCUGGUGGAUACCAGAGAUGAGAACGCCGAAUUGACGGAGCUGAACAACCGGGAACUCACGGUGUUGCAGUGCUCGGCUGCGGUUAUCAUCGGUGUUCUUUGUGACGGUGUCAAGGGAUUGCAAGGCUGCUUGGAAGGCAGAAAAGCGGGCUAUUCGUGGUGGACGCUCUUCAAAUAUUUUGUCGUUGCUGCUGGGCUCGUAUUUUGUUUGCGUAUCGUCAUCUACAUGCUGAAGAGGACGCCGGAGCUGAGUGAUCGCACCAGUUUUACCCUCGUUGUGGAUGCUGCGUUCAAGGAUACUGUCAACUUGAAGCAACUCUUCCAAGUCGCUGCUGCUGCUGUUCUAUGGAGCCAAGCUACAGGCCUUUGAUUGGAGACGUGGUGAACUCUCUGGUCCCGCUGGUCCCUUGUGAACGCUCUGAUCGCGCUGGUGGUGCUUUGAGGGCGAUUGAUCCGGCAGGAGCCACUGCGGCACAACAGAGCGUGUGAAACACAGGAUGCAUGCGUACAAUUUUGUAGAGACAGAUUCAAAUAACGAAUAUCCUGAAAUAAAUUCAGGGUAGGGCUUCCGUCUUUA